AUGUCAGAGUUGUCCUUAAAAUUAUUGCAGGCCGUGGAUAAGCAUAAUGGUAUCUCCAACACUUUAGAGUUGGAUGAAUUCAAGUCCAUAGACGCCAACGCCUUACAUGCUUCGUUGACCUCUUUGUGGGCCAAGGACAUGGUUACUUUCAGCAAAAUCGAAAACGAUUUGUGGGUUUUGACGAAAGAAGCCGAAGACUUUUUGGUUUCUGGCUCACAUGAAAUCAGAUUGUUGGAUGAGGUACUUAAAUCCAUGGAAGGCUUGAGUCUUUCUGAUGUGAAUGCCAAGUUGGGCCAAGUGGGCAAAUUGGGCCAAGGUAAAGCUUUCAAAAAUGGUUGGAUUGCUAAAGACGGUGACAAGUUGGUGGCUAAAGUCAAGGAGUUGCCAAAGGACAACGUUGUUGAGCAAUUGAAAACUAUCGAGGCUACAGGUAACUUGUCUGACAAGAAAGAAUUGGCUGAGUUGAAGAAGAGAAAGUUGAUCAGCAUGACAAAGAUCAUUGGAUACAAGGUUGAAAAGGCAGCUAAGUUCGCCUUGACCAUCACAAAUUACGAGACGGAUAUCACUUCUGAGAUGAUCACUUCUGGCUCUUGGAAGGAUGCUCAAUUCAAGUCAUACAAUUUCAACUCUGAAGGUGUGUACCCUCAGUCUGGUGCUUUGCAUCCAUUAAUGAAAGUCAGAGAAGAAUUUAGACAGAUUUUCUUUUCCAUGGGUUUCACGGAAAUGCCUUCUAAUCAGUACGUGGAAUCUGGUUUCUGGAACUUCGACACCUUGUUUGUCCCCCAACAGCAUCCGGCCAGAGAUUUGCAAGACACUUUUUACUUGAAGGACCCAGCCGUAGCUAAAAAACCUCAAGAUGAAAAGUACUUGGAGGACAUUAAGGCCGUUCACCAAGAUGGAAAGUUUGGUUCGAUUGGUUACAGAUACCCAUGGAAAGAAGACGAGUCCCUUCGGAUGGUUUUGAGAACCCAUACAACAGCUAUUUCUUCGGCUAUGUUGAAGGAGUUGGCUAAGGACCCAAAGCCUACCAGAUUGUUCUCUAUUGAUCGUGUUUUCCGUAACGAGGCUGUUGAUGCUACUCAUUUGGCUGAGUUUCAUCAAGUCGAAGGUGUCCUUGCCGGUUAUGACAUCACCUUGGGUGAUUUGAUUGGCUUUAUGGAAGAUUUCUUCUCCAAGAUGGGUGUCGACGGUUUGAGAUUCAAGGCCGCGUACAACCCAUACACUGAACCAUCGAUGGAGAUUUUCGCCUUCCACAAAGGCUUGGGUAAAUGGGUUGAGAUUGGUAACUCAGGUAUGUUCAGACCAGAGAUGUUGGAACCAAUGGGCUUGCCAAAGAACUUGCGUGUGUUGGGCUGGGGUCUUUCGUUGGAGAGACCUACCAUGAUCAAGUAUGGUGUUUCGAACAUCAGAGAAUUGUUGGGCCACAAGGUUUCCUUAGACUUCAUAGAAACAAACCCAGCUGCCAGAUUGGAUGACGAUUUGGUUGGUUAG
Clavispora lusitaniae ATCC 42720 is the source of this 1491-nucleotide messenger RNA. It is a transcript of the gene FRS2, whose product is annotated as phenylalanine--tRNA ligase subunit alpha. Gene Ontology annotation, cellular component: cytoplasm; phenylalanine-tRNA ligase complex; cytosol. The record is from RefSeq and is a predicted model, not a curated record. Lineage: Eukaryota; Fungi; Ascomycota; Pichiomycetes; Serinales; Metschnikowiaceae. Gene Ontology annotation, biological process: phenylalanyl-tRNA aminoacylation. Gene Ontology annotation, molecular function: ATP binding; tRNA binding; phenylalanine-tRNA ligase activity.